AAACCUUUCAAAUUAUUUAUGUGUGCUCCUGAAAAACAUUCAUCUUCCUCUCUUUACAUAAUAAUAAGCAGCUGGCUUUAACACGGCCUGCCCUGCACUGCAGCACUAACAUGGGACCUGCCUGCCUGCCUGUGUCGACUCCAUCAGCGUAAAUACGCCUUCACUGGAUCUCCCUUCACCUCAGGGUGCGACUUGGUCACCGCUUGCAUUUACAGAGACAAAAGAGAGGACAAACUUCCAUUUCAGGAGCGGCUUUUCACCUGGAUUUUCUCGAUGUAUGAAGACGGGAUGUAGCCUGUUUCCCCCGAGCUGCAGCGGGACCCCAGCCACCAGUGUUUGUUGCUCCUCUCCAGGAUUAGGAAGCUUUCUCCGGCCGUGAAGUGAAGCGAGUUGGGCUCCGUGGAUCGGAAGGCGUACAGAGACCGGUACAUGCUUUAACGAAACACGUUAACGCGCCAAAACGAGGCGGAGAAGAUCAAACUGAACGUCCGGGAACGUGAAGUCUUCGUGUGUGAAUAUCUGCUGAUGUUGAAGUAUUUUAAAGUGGCUGUGAAGGCAUGGCCCCGGCGGAUCACUGCUGUGUAUUUACAAGGGAGCUCAGAGCCGAUCAUCUGAUUCACAACUGCUGCCGAUGAGCGCCACAGGGGGCGCUGUUACUGCAUGGACACGCCCACCAGACACUAUAAUCAAACACGGAGCUAAAUAUUAAUACGGACUAAUAUAUAUUAUUACCAAAAACACUGUUUAACAAUAAGAUCAGACUUAAAACAAUAUGUAAAUGUGAAAAUGUUAACAAUUUGCCAACAUUUUACAAAUUUACAGUUGAGACACAGUUGAGACAGUGUAUUUCACUUUAGGGCUUUUAUUUGUUCCUGUGGUUCAGUUUUUAUCUAAUCAAAAAUAUAGAUAAUACAUAAAAAAACAUUCCCCUCUCUUUAACUGCUGAUUAAAUUUAACUUAUUCAAUGAUUUUCUUUUCCAUAUAUUUGUGUUCGUGUUUUUCAGGACCACGAAAGAGUUAAAGUCGUUCGAUGAUGCGAUACUCCACACCGGAAAUGAGUGUGUGGUGUAACGGACAAUUGUUUCCCCCCACCGGUUCGCUUGUUUCGUGAACAUGGCUACUGCAGUGUGUGCCCGAUUCCUCCUUCAGAAAUCUACACAGGGGUUUCUCUUCCCCAGGCUCGUAUCCCCGGCUGUAAGGUGAGGUUUUUUAAAAUGUCCAGGUAGUUUAAAGUGAUGAUCUAGAGUCGAUGCGGUGGACUUAGUAACAGUCAGCUGACUGAUCUGCCCUCUUUAAAGAGCCUGGAGACACAGACACGGUGGGAAUGACAGUCUGUUGACUUCAAAUGUAGUUUUUGUACGAGUUUUUGUUUUUUUGUUAUUUUCUUAUUUUAACAACUCUCUGAACAGGACAUGUAUAAGUCGUGCUGUGUGUGUAUUUGCACUACAGGUCAAUUAUGUCAGGAGAUGGUGCUUCAUGUGUUUACUUUGGUGUCCUGUUUGGUCUCCAGGUGAGAUAAAAUUGACUGCAGACCAGAGCGAAAUGAAGUGCACUCUUUUAUUAUAGCAGUCUUUUUUUUUAGUCUUUUUGUUUCCUUAUUUUACUAUUGUGUUGUAUAUAAUGUAAAUGCUUGUAUAUUAUCUCUAUAUUUUUUUACUGAUUUUAACUAUUUAUCUCUAUAUUUUUACUUAUCUUAUCUUUUAUUUAUCUCCUCUUUUACUGUAUUUGCACUGGAGUACUGUGAUAAAAGCAAUUUCCCCCAGAGGAUUAUUAAAGUAUUUAUGAUUCUGAUUAUUUGGUCCUCAAGACAGUUGAGAAGAGUAGUUUACUAAAGCCCAAGACAAAAAAAAGAAUCAUAAUUGUCAAAAAAAGGGAUGUAUGACAACUGAAAAUUAUAUGACUAAUUUUAACAAAUUGGUCAUUCAUUUGUAUUUUAUUCUGUUACCCAGUUAGGAAUAUUUUUUAUUUUAUAUUUUAUUUUAUUUAUUUAUUUUUGCACUAAAUGAUAAUUGUUCUGUAGAAAAGUGUGUAUGACCAACUUCGAACACAAGUUUCUUUUUAAUAUUUUAAAAUUCAAAGUUACUAUUUGUGGAGAAUUUUUCAAAGAAGGAACCUCUCAGUUGUCAUCCAUUUAGUAAUUUAGCCUUUUUUUUUUUAAAUAAUGUCCAAAUCAUCUUUUUCUAAAGUCCCAAGUGUUAAUAUUUACAUAUUUUUUACUCUCCCAGGACUUAAAACUAUCAGUCAAGUUUAGUUGCACAGACAGUGUUUGGAGAAUCAGUUGUUAAAAAUUUUCACAAUUUUUCUGACAUCAUAGAAACUUUACAAUUCAUUGAUUUAUACAGAAAAAUAUCUAGACUUGGUCAGAAAUGAACAUACAGUCUUUUCUUUCUAAGAGCUUUAUUGAUGAAGAUUCGAUUGCUUGAGGCUAUGCUAAACAUUUGGAUCUUUUACCCAAGAAACAGCAUCUGUGGCUCCAUCUGGUGGAGACGGUCAUCACACUAACACUGUCCCAAACUGUAUAAAAGAUUAGUCAAGCCUGCAAAUGUUUUUGUACUGGUCAGGAGGAACCCUAUCACUGGGGUGGUGGUUGAUUUUUGGACUUAAAACUGGACCUCAUGGCAAAAGUUUGUCAGUACUGUCUGUUUUGUAUGAAAGAAAUUCUGGAGAAUUCACUGAGGCAAUAAAUACUUAAUUACAGAGAGACUGAAUUAGGCCUGAAGCUCUCUCUGCAAUAUUUACACUUGAGCUUAAUUAAUAAUAAAUGACCAUCCUUGUGUUCUUUACAUGGUGCUGGUUUAACUUGGUUCAUCUCUUUUUUGUUGUUUCAGCCCAUUUCUUUCUCGUGCUCAUCGUUUGGGUCCCACUGAUGAUGAAAUGUACCAGCGCACUACUGUGUCUAUCAUGCAGAAGGAGGCGGGCAGUGGUGUCAUGAUCCACAGCUACAGUGACCUUGGAUUCAACAUUGAUGGGAACAGAGUAAUUGGACCCUGUGCUGUGCUGCCUCCUGCCAUCCUACAGUGGAAUGUGAGAAAAUCCAAACCACCUUCACAGCUUGUACUUUGUUCUGUCAUUAAAUACAUUUUAUUUCCCUACGUUAUUAUCCUUGCUGAGAUUAUCUCCUUUUCUUUCUGUCUCUCUCUCACAUUCUGCAGGUUGGCAGUCAUAAAGACAUCACCGAAGAAAGUGUUUCACUUUUUCAUAUGCUUGAACCAAGAAUAGGUAAAAACAAAAACACACCAACUCAGAAAAUAGUAAAUAAGUCCACUAAAUUUCAGUACAGGAGCAGAUAUAGUUUUUUGUAAAGACAUUCAACUGUUUAGUGUUUUAAUGUUAGCGCUGGAGUGUAAUCAGAAUAUAUCUUUAAGAUGCUCAACAAACCAUUCAUGGCCUUUUGUUUUGUCUGGAAACUGUACUUUUUGUUUUUCUAUACAGUUACGCAGCCAUUCUUGGUAUUUAUCUCUUAUCUAUGUUUAUUUUAGCGCAUGUAUCUUAAAAAACAUCUGUUUUGAUAUUUCUCUUUUUUUGUAGAGAUUUUGGUGCUGGGGACAGGCGCACAUGUUGAACGAAUAAACCCUUCAGUCCUCGCUCUACUCAAAAAGAAAGGCAUCGCAGUAGAGGUGCAAGACACGGUAAAUGCACCAUGACUCAGAUUAGAGCAUUUGGUCUGACAGCAUAUAACACUGAUUAGCAUGCACACAUUAACCACUUUGUCUUUCUCCUUUUAUUCUGCUGUCCUACAGCCAAAUGCAUGUGCAACCUUCAACUUCCUGGCCAAUGAGCGAAGAGUUGUGGCUGCAGGUCUGAUCCCUCCUCCUGUCAGCACAGCACUGGAACUGACACAGGAAUAAGUGCUGAAACGUCAAUAGAAACUUUAGGUCAAAUUUCUGCAGAUGAAGUUUACAGGAUCAUGAAUGAAGUGAGACCUGUGAGAUAGCUGUUCUUCGUCUACAAAGAGAAGAACCCCAGUGUAGCUCAUCCCCAAAAACACAGUGUCUGAUUGCAGCUCUUAUUCUUUAAGAUCUAAGUGUCUACCAGUGAGCUGUCCAAGAAAAUUCAUCAGUUUUUGAUGUUGAGAUUUCAGGCAGUCUUUGGGACUGAAGUCGUUUGAGUACAUACGAAGAUGUUGUGGUGAAUUUUGGUGUGAUCAACUGAAACUACAGCAAAGUGUGCAGAUAUGAUGUUAUAUGUACUAUAUGUAUUUUAGAGGUUAAUAAAUUCUAACCACCAGGUUGUGUUUUAUCCAAAUAAUAAAAGUAUAAUGACA
Messenger RNA from Xyrichtys novacula (pearly razorfish), 4264 nucleotides. The record is from the annotation of a GenBank genome assembly. NCBI's taxonomy places the organism in Eukaryota, Metazoa, Chordata, Actinopteri, Labriformes, Labridae.